AUGGAGUUGCAUGAGAAUCGAGCUGCUGUCACAUCAUUCGUGAGAGAUUUCUGGAUGCGAUUUGACUUGCCCUUCCAUGCUGUUCUUUCCAAGUUCCCUUAUUUCUUCUCUGUGAUCAAGUUCCAGAUGGCUCAGCAGUGCUCCCAAAAUGAGUAUUUUGACGGUUUGCUCCGUGCUUGCAAACCUUGUCACCUUCGAUGCCCCAAUACCCCUCCUGUCUCCUGCCAGCGUUAUUGUAACUCGAGUCUGAAUAAUUCAGUGAAGGGGUCAAAUGUGAUUAUUCUGUGGACCUGCCUGGGCCUGUGUAUGAUCGUUUCUCUGGCUGUUUUCGUGCUCAUGUUCUUGUUUAAGAAGAUGAGUGCUGAGCUACUGAAGGACAAAUUGAAAAACACAGGACCAGCUCUCCAGGAUGUGGCUAAGGCUGACCUGGACAACAGCAAGACUGGUGUUGAUAUUGUCCUCCCGAGAGGCCUGGGGUACACUGUGGAAGAAUGCAGCUGUGAGGACUGUGUCAAGAGCAAACCGAAGGUUGACCUUGACCAUGUCUUCCCCUUUCCGGCUAUGGAGGAAGGAGCCACAAUUCUUGUCACCACAAAGACAAGUGACCACAGCAAUAGCCUGCCAGGUGCUGCUGAUGUCAUCCAGCACCACCAAGCCGCUGCCAUAGUCAACCCUAACUCACGGUGA
Elephantulus edwardii (Cape elephant shrew) is the source of this 687-nucleotide messenger RNA. RefSeq names its product tumor necrosis factor receptor superfamily, member 17 (gene TNFRSF17). Gene Ontology annotation, molecular function: signaling receptor activity. Lineage: Eukaryota; Metazoa; Chordata; Mammalia; Macroscelidea; Macroscelididae. The coding region runs from base 1 to 687 and encodes 228 amino acids. Gene Ontology annotation, biological process: tumor necrosis factor-mediated signaling pathway. The transcript has 4 exons. The record is from RefSeq and is a predicted model, not a curated record.